UUGCAAAUGCUCUCUCUCUCUCACACCAAUCCGAUCCGAUCAUGCAGACGUUUGUAAACAAACCAUCUAUUCGUCACCUGCUUCGCGUGCAAAAACAAUGCGCCAUCGCAAGCAAAAAGUGCUAUGCGUAAUGCGUAAUUCUAGGUAGUGAAAUUAACAUCGAUCGAUGCUAAGAUCCAACAUGCACAGCUUUUCUUCCCAUAGAUGUAAACACCCUUAUUCUUGUGAAAAGUUGCAACAGUUUUACCGUAAAGUAGUAUAGGAAAACAGUAAUUUUUGCAACAAUGAAAAACAUGUAUAAAUAUUUCCUCGCAUAAUCAGAAUUUGAUCUUUUGAUGCAUCGUAACGCUGAUUGUACUUCAUCGCAAGGUUAUAAAUAGAGUGCGAUCUACACAUAACGGCGACUCGUUAAAUGUCAAAUCUUUUCCUUUUGCGAGAAUUUGAUCUAGCAACCAACGACGUGUUUUUUACGAAAUUUGUAAACGGCAGAACCUUGGUAUCAUAGUGAAUAACGCUUCGUACAUAUGUAAAACCCGGUCAUUCUGCGCCCAUAAACUUGGCCAGUGGUCAUUCGCUCGGUGAAAACGCUAUGCAGUCGGAAGAUUCAUCGAGUGCUUUCCCGGCGACCAAUCAGGCAGGGAAGAUCAUCUCCGUAUGCUGGAAUGCUGGAGCACUUGCUGCGGCUUACUACGAUAUCGAUCAACUAGAGCUGUAUGCAAUCCAGCAAGCAAUCGAACCAAGGCCCCAAUAUGCGCUACUUCGUGAGCUUGUCCGCCGAUAUCACCCGUUGCUAUACGUUAUCACUGGUCCCAACUGCUUCUUGGAAGAUUGCCGUGAGGUAUUGGGCGCUCCUAUUGCCCUUCCGAACCAGCCGGAAGCAUCGGAGUCGAUAGCCGCAAACAGAACAACGGCUAGUCAAUCCGCAAAUGUGAAGAUCGUUGAGUAUUGCACACAAACACAAACAGCUGCCAAAAGUCGUUUGCUAGCACUGAAACUUCCCGGCAUGCCGCCGGAUUCGGACGAAACCGAGUGCCGAACAUUUCUCGAGAGUAUGUUACCGUUUGAGCAAGAACUGCUCGUGUACAGUGUUGGCAAUUUGUUGCUGCUUUUGGACACCGCAGGCGACUCCGUAUCACCGGCGCAGCUGGUGACGAAGAUCAAUCUCAUCACGCCCAGUACGCAGCUCAUCAUCGAUGGGUUAACGUAUGAAGCGUUGCAGAUAUUUGACACUAGUCGACAUCCGUCCGGGUUCAAGUGUGGUACGGAUUCGCGUGGACUGUCCGUGUUCAGUUUGUUCAACAAGUGCUCCUCGAAGAAUGGGGAAGAAUGGCUUAGCCGGUUGAUGACGCAACCGAUACGAGACCGAACGGAGCUAGAACACCGCCUCAACACCGUACAGUGGUUACUUGAGAAUGUUCGCUAUGCGAAUCAGUUUGAUCAGUGUUUAAAACAUCUGUCCAAUGUAGGACUACUGUACCGAAAGAUCUUACAAGGUACCGCUCGCAACACCGAUUGGAAGAUGUUGAAGAAAAACCUCUACUAUAUGUACACACUCUGCAAACUUUGCGCCUUGACACUGCAGGAUACAAACAUUACGGGUACAGUUGUCCAGCAGCUCGGCCAAUACACGUGCAAUCCGGGAAACGCGCUCAAACACGUGCUUUACACGAUCGAUAAAUGUUUGGAUCUGGAGAAAGGAGAAGAGGAGAAUAAGGUGACUAUUCGUGCCGGACUAGAUCCUGCCGUUGAUCGUUUGCGUGAACAGUACGACGGAUUGCGACAAAUCGUGAUGGAAUCGUCCCGACUUGGACUGGAAAGUAUGCAACUCGACAUGGCGAACAUUUGCGUUACCUAUCUGCCAUCAUUCGGUUUCGUGAUCAGUACCCAGAUUGAUGAACAGUUGCAACGGUCGGGAAUCUACAAUAAUUCCUCGUUCGAUUUAGUAUUCCAGGCGGAAAAUACAGCGUACUUUCAGAUUAACUUAUGCAAGGAGUUGAAUGACGAAUUCGGUCAAAUGGUUGCAACAUUGAUUGAGCACGAGCUGGCAAUACAGAUGCGCCUGACGACCUUUGUGGGCACAAAGUUCCCGGAAGUGAUGGGUAUAUUUAAGCAGGCAGGCAAAUUGGACGCCCUGCUAUCAUUUGCGACCGUUGCAAAGAUGCAUCGCUAUGUGCGUCCAAUUAUAUGCGACGAGAAAGCGCUACAAGUGCAAGCCGGACGGCAUGUUGUACUGGAGCACCGUAGAUCGUACCGAUCGAACGAUACCGACGUAGGUGAAACCAACAGGCACCUGCUGAACGUGAUUGCCGCAGAUACGUCCGUGGGGAAAACCACUUACCUUAAAGAGUUGGCCAUCAUCUGCUAUCUGGCUCAUGUGGGUUCGUUCGUACCGGCUACGUACGCCAAAAUACCGAUUCUCGAUUCAAUCUACACACGGCUCGAUCAUCCCGAAUCGAUAUUCAGCGGUAGAUCUUCCUUCAUGUCGGAACUGUAUCAGAUGUCGAGUUUGCUGCAGAAUGCUACCGCCAAAUCGUUGGUUCUGAUUGAUGAGUUUGGCAAGGGCACUAACUAUCUCGAGGGGAAGUCACUACUGAUUGGCUCCAUAGAACAUUUGCUCAAGCGUGGUCCUAAUGCUCCCAUCACCUUCGUUACAACGAAGUUUACCGGAAUUGAACAGUUUUUACCGACCCAGCACCGGUACCUGACGGUGAAGGUACACCGCGAUAUUCGAAACCAUUCACGAAACGGUACAAGCAGUGAUACGCUGGACGUGACCUCGAUCGAUCCUAGCGAUCCAAACGAGCAACUUAAAACCACAUACCAGUUGGCGUUUCGUGCCGUUGCCUUUGCCGUAAUGAAACAUCAUCAAGCGAGUGGCAGAGCACCGGCAACGGAAAACAUUCGGCUGCUGAUGGAUGCCACUCCGAUCACGAGGGUACCGGAACGAUGUCUAGAAAUUUCGCAUCAACCGUCACGAGCAGCGCACGACACGGAAUCGAUGACGUUAUCCACGGUGGAGCCUAAUAGAAAUCUUAUCGAAAAACGGAACAUUUGAAUU
Anopheles funestus (African malaria mosquito) is the source of this 3058-nucleotide messenger RNA. RefSeq names its product mutS protein homolog 5-like. Gene Ontology annotation, molecular function: ATP-dependent DNA damage sensor activity; ATP binding; mismatched DNA binding. The coding region runs from base 590 to 3055 and encodes 821 amino acids. The transcript is spliced from 4 exons. Gene Ontology annotation, biological process: chiasma assembly; mismatch repair. Gene Ontology annotation, cellular component: nucleus. The record is from RefSeq and is a predicted model, not a curated record. Lineage: Eukaryota; Metazoa; Arthropoda; Insecta; Diptera; Culicidae.